Molecule: messenger RNA, 10292 nt
Organism: Myiozetetes cayanensis
Lineage: Eukaryota; Metazoa; Chordata; Aves; Passeriformes; Tyrannidae
Gene: DNAH9
Product: dynein axonemal heavy chain 9
Exons: 42
Coding region: 26-7699 (2557 amino acids)
Biological process (GO): microtubule-based movement
Cellular component (GO): dynein complex
Molecular function (GO): dynein light intermediate chain binding; minus-end-directed microtubule motor activity; dynein intermediate chain binding
Source: RefSeq, a predicted model, not a curated record
UGGGGAAUGAGGUGAUCUGGCUGUGAUGGACUCGUUCCCAUUGGGAUGGAAGGUGAAGAGUGUGCAGGAUGCCAUACGGGAGAAGAAGAAAUCCUUCAAUUUUCUUGGAGAAGACAUUAACUUGGUCCCCUCAGUAGGCAUUUUCAUCACCAUGAACCCUGGUUAUGCAGGACGAACUGAAUUACCUGAGAAUUUGAAAGCUCUAUUCAGGCCCUGUGCCAUGGUUGUGCCAGACUUUGAGCUGAUCUGUGAGAUCAUGUUGGUGGCCGAGGGGUUCAUCGAGGCCCGGGCGUUGGCCAGGAAGUUCAUCACUCUCUACCAGCUCUGCAAAGAGCUCCUGUCCAAGCAGGAUCACUAUGACUGGGGGCUCCGUGCCAUCAAGUCCGUGCUGGUUGUCGCUGGGUCCCUCAAACGCGCCGACCCCGAGCGCCCCGAGGAGCAGGUUCUGAUGCGCUCCCUGCGCGACUUCAACAUCCCCAAGAUCGUGACAGAUGAUGUGCCCGUGUUCAUGGGGCUCAUUGGGGAUCUGUUCCCCGCCCUGGGUGUGCCUCGGAAGCGUGACCUGGAUUUUGAGGCGCUGGUGAGACAGGCUGUGCUGGAGCUGCGGCUGCAGCCGGAGGACAACUUUGUGCUCAAAGUGGUGCAGCUGGAGGAGCUGCUGACGGUCCGACACUCCGUGUUCGUGGUGGGAAAUGCGGGCACAGGCAAGUCCCAGGUGAUGAGAUCCCUGCACAGGACCCACCAGAUAAUGAAGAGACGUCCUGUGUGGACAGACCUCAACCCCAAGGCAGUCACCAGUGAUGAGCUUUUUGGCAUCAUUAAUCCAGCAACAAGAGAGUGGAAGGAUGGACUGUUCUCAUCAAUCAUGCGAGAGCUGGCCAACCUCACACAUGAUGGUCCCAAGUGGAUAGUACUGGAUGGAGAUAUUGAUCCAAUGUGGAUUGAAUCUCUUAAUACUGUGAUGGAUGACAAUAAGGUGCUGACCCUGGCCAGCAAUGAGAGGAUCCCUCUGAAGCCGACGAUGAGGUUGCUCUUUGAGAUCAGCCACCUGCGCACGGCCACCCCGGCCACCGUGUCCAGGGCGGGGAUCCUGUACAUCAACCCCUCGGACCUGGGCUGGAAUCCCCCGGUGAGCAGCUGGAUUGACGGGCGAGAGAUCGAGUCUGAGAGAGCCAACCUGACCAUCCUGUUUGACAAGUACCUGCCAGUCUGCCUGGACACCCUCAGGACCAGAUUUAAGAAGAUUGUUCCCAUUCCUGAGCAGAGCAUGGUUCAGACGCUCUGUUACCUCCUGGAAUGCCUCCUGACCGAGGAGAACACACCUUCUGACUGUCCCAAGGAGCUCUAUGAGCUUUACUUUGUCUUUGCUGCCGUCUGGGCCUUUGGUGGAUCCAUGUUUCAGGACCAGCUUGUGGACUACAGAGUGGAGUUCAGCAAGUGGUGGGUGGCAGAAUUCAAGACAAUCAAGUUUCCCUCUCAGGGCACAGUCUUUGACUUUUACAUUGAUCCAGAAACAAAGAAGUUUGAGCCUUGGUCUAAACUUAUUCCCCAGUUUGAAUUUGAUCCAGAGAUGCCAUUACAGGCGUGCCUGGUGCCCACCCCUGACACGGUGCGUGUGCGGUACCUCCUGGACAGGCUCCUGGAGCGCCGGCGCCCCGUGCUGCUCGUGGGCACUGCGGGCACGGGGAAGUCUGUGCUGGUGGGGGACAAACUCUCCUCUCUGGACACAGACACGUACGUGGUGAAGAAGGUCCCGUUUAACUACUACACCACCUCUGCCAUGCUGCAAGGUGUGCUGGAGAAGCCUCUGGACAAGAAGGCUGGCAGGACCUACGGCCCCCCCGGCACCAAGAGGCUCGUGUACUUCAUCGACGACCUCAACAUGCCCCAGGUGGACACGUACGGGACAGUGCAGCCCCACACCCUGCUCAGGCAGCACCUGGACUAUGGACACUGGUAUGACCGGAGCAGGCUGUCCCUGAAGGAGAUCACCAACGUGCAGUACGUGUCCUGCAUGAACCCCACUGCAGGGAGCUUCACCAUCAACCCCCGGCUGCAGCGUCACUUCUGUGUCUUCGCUCUCUCCAACCCUGACCAGGAUGCCUUGGCCAGGAUCUACAGCACCAUUUUGGUGCAGCACCUGACCAGUGGGAAUUUCUCAGAGGCUGUGCAAAAAUCAGCCCAGCAGCUAAUUGCCCUCGCCCUGGGGCUGCACAGGAGGGUGGCUGCCACCUUCCUGCCAACAGCUGUCAAGUUCCACUACGUUUUCAAUCUGAGAGACUUCUCCAAUAUCUUCCAAGGCCUCCUGUUCUCUACCCCUGAAUGUCUGAAGGAACCCCAGGACCUGCUGAAGCUCUACCUGCACGAGUCCAGCCGGGUGUAUCGGGAUAAGAUGGUUGAAGCGAAUGAUUAUGGUACCUUUGAUAAAAUCCAGAGGGAGAUGGUGAAGAAAUUCUAUGAUGACAUGGAAGAAACUUUAGAGCAGACCAAGCACAUGAAUAUUUUUUGCCAUUUUGCUAAAGGCUCUGGGGAACCUGGCUACAGGCCAGUCCCAACCUGGGAGCAGCUGAACCAGAUCCUCGUGGAAGCCUUGGACAACUACAAUGAAGUCAACGCUGCCAUGAACCUGGUGCUGUUUGAGGAUGCCAUGUGCCAUGUCUGCCGCAUCAACCGCAUCCUGGAGUCCCCCCGAGGGAACGCGCUCCUGGUGGGCGUGGGGGGCAGCGGGAAGCAGAGCCUGACCCGGCUGGCAGCAUUCCUGAGCUCCCUGGAGGUCUUUCAGAUCACCCUGAGGAAGGGGUAUGGCAUCCCCGACCUCAAGGCAGACCUGGCAAACCUGUACCUGAAGGCUGGUGUGAAGAACACGGGCACCGUGUUCCUGCUGACCGACGUGCAGGUGGCGGACGAGCAGUUCCUGGUGCUGGUCAACGACUUCUUGGCAUCAGGGGAAAUACCAGACCUCUUCCCCGAUGAGGAAGUUGAGAACAUCAUCAGCAGCGUGAGGAAUGAAGUCAAAGGCCGGGGGUUGAUGGGCUCCAGGGAGACCUGCUGGAAGUUUUUCACAGAGAGGGCUCGGCGGCAGCUCAAGGUUGCUCUGUGUUUUUCCCCCGUUGGCUCCAAACUGCGCAUCCGCAGCAGGAGGUUCCCGGCCCUCGUCAGCUGCACCACCAUCGACUGGUUCCAGGAGUGGCCACGGGAGGCCCUGGAGUCCGUCAGCCUCUGCUUCCUGAGAGACAUGGGGGCUGUGGAGGAUUCAGUGAAAGAUUCAAUAAGCAGAUUCAUGGCCCAUGUCCACACCAGUGUCAAUGAGAUGUCCCGGCUGUACCUGAGCAACGAGCGCCGCUACAACUACACCACCCCAAAGUCCUUCCUGGAGCAAAUCAAGCUCUACCAGAACCUGCUGCUGAAGAAGGACAAGGAUUUAAAGGCAAAAAUGGAGCGGCUGGAGAACGGCCUGGAGAAGCUCAACAGCACCUCUGCACAGGUGGAUGAGCUGAAGGCCAAGCUGGCAGCCCAGGAGGUGGAGCUGAAGCAGAAGAGUGAGGAUGCUGACAAGCUGAUCGAGGUGGUGGGGGUGGAGACGGAGAAGGUGAGCAGGAAAAAGGCGGUGGCCGACGAGGAGGAGAGGAAGGUGGCACUGAUCACCCAGGAGGUGCAGCAGAAGCAGAAGGACUGUGAGGAGGACCUGGCCAAGGCUGAGCCGGCCCUGGCAGCUGCCCAGGCUGCUCUCAACACCCUCAACAAGACCAAUCUGACAGAGCUGAGAUCCUUUGGGUCCCCCCCUUCCGCCGUCAGCAACGUCACCGCAGCCGUGAUGGUGCUGACGGCCCCAGGAGGGAAGAUCCCCAAGGACAGGAGCUGGAAAGCAGCCAAAGUGGCCAUGGCCAGGGUGGAUGGCUUCCUGGACUCCCUGAUCAAGUUCAACAAGGAGAACAUCCACGAGAACUGCCUCAAAGCCCUCCAGCCUUAUUUACAAGACCCCAAGUUCAACCCCGAGUUCGUGGCCACCAAGUCGGCGGCAGCGGCCGGGCUGUGCUCCUGGGUGGUGAACAUCGUGCGCUUCCACGGCGUCUUCUCUGAGGUGCAGCCCAAGAGGCAGGCCCUGAGCAGGGCCAACACUGAGCUGGCAGCAGCCCAGGACAAGCUGAGCACCAUCAAGGCCAAAAUUGCACGCCUCGACCAGAACCUGGGCAGGCUCAGGGCCCAGUUUGAGGAGGCCACUUCAGACAAGCUCAAGUGCCAGCAGGAGGCUGCAGCCACAGCGAGAACCAUCGCCCUGGCCAACAGGCUGGUUGGGGGACUGGCCUCUGAGAACGUGAGAUGGGCGGAGGCUGUGAAGGCCUUCAAGGAGCAGCAGAGCACCUUGUGUGGGGAUGUCCUGCUGAUCACGGCCUUCGUGUCCUACCUGGGCUACUUCACCAGGAAAUACCGCCAGGACCUCCUGGAGGGCAUCUGGAAACCAUACCUGCACCAGCUCAACGUGCCCAUCCCUGUGAGCCCGUGCCUGGCCCCCCUGGCCAUGCUGGCGGACGAGGCGGCCGUGGCAGGGUGGCACAACGAGGGGCUGCCGGCUGACCCCACAUCCACCGAGAACGCCGCCAUCCUGAGCACCUGCGAGCGCUGGCCCCUCCUGGUGGACCCCCAGCUCCAGGGCAUCCAGUGGAUCAAAGCAAGAUAUGGCCCAGGGCUCCGAGUGCUCCGGGUUGGGAACAAGGGGUACCUGGACGUGCUGGAACGAGCUCUGGCUGCAGGAGAACUGGUUUUGAUUGAAAACCUGGAGGAAUCUGUGGAUCCAGUGUUGGGACCAUUACUGGGGCGAGAAACAAUCAAGAAAGGCAGGUACAUCAAGCUUGGGGACAAAGAGUGUGAGCUGAGCCCUGCCUUCCGCCUCAUCCUGCACACAAAGCUGGCAAACCCCCACUUCCCACCCGAGCUGCAGGCCCAGUGCACUCUCAUCAACUUCACCGUCACCAGGGACGGGCUGGAGGAGCAGCUGCUCGCGGCCGUGGUCAGCAUGGAGAGGCCUGACCUGGAGGAGCUCAAGUCAGAUCUCACAAAGCAGCAGAAUGGAUUCAAGAUCACCUUGAAAACAUUAGAGGACAACUUGCUCUCUCGGCUGUCAUCAGCAUCUGGGAAUUUCCUGGGAGACACAGCCUUGGUGGAGAACUUGGAGAUCACCAAACAGACAGCUGCAGAAAUUGAGGAGAAGGUGCAGGAGUUCAAGGUGACAGAAGCCAAGAUUAACGAGGCCAGGGAGCACUACAGGCCCACGGCCACAAGGACCUCCCUGCUCUACUUCACCAUGGACCAGCUCCACAACAUCCACCCCAUGUACCAGUUCUCCCUGAAGGCGUUCCAGAAGGUGUUCCAGAAGGCCAUGGAGAGGGCGGCUCCGGCCGAGGGGCUGGCGGAGCGUGUGAGGAGCCUCAGCGACAGCAUCACCCUCUGCGUGUGCCAGUACACGGCCCGGGGGCUCUUCCAGGCUGACAGGCUGACCUACACUGCCCAGCUCACCUUCCAGAUCCUCCUGAUGAGUAAAGAAAUCAACCCAGCAGAGCUGGAUUUCCUGCUGAGAUACCCAGCACAGCCUGGAGUCAUGAGCCCUGUGGAGUUCCUGUCUGACCAUUCCUGGGGAGGAAUCAAGGCUCUCUCAUCCAUGGAGGAAUUCAGAAACCUGGAUCGGGAUAUCGAAGGGUCUGCGAAAAGGUGGAGGAAAUUCAUCGAGUCUGAGUGUCCUGAGAGGGAGAAGUUCCCCCAGGAGUGGAAGAACAAGUCAUCUCUGCAGCGCCUGUGCAUCCUCAGGGCCCUGCGGCCCGACCGCGUCACCUGCGCCCUCAGAGAUUUUGUAGAAGAAAAGCUGGGCAGUAAAUAUGUGACUGGGAGAUCCCUGGAUUUUGCAACAACCUUUGAGGAAUCAGGACCUGCAACCCCAAUGUUUUUUAUCCUUUCCCCAGGAGUGGACCCACUGAAGGAUGUGGAGAAACAUGGGAAGAAACUUGGCUUUACAUUCAACAACAGGAACCUCCACAAUGUGUCCCUUGGACAAGGCCAAGAGGUGGUUGCUGAACAAGCUCUGGAUCUGGCUGCAAAGGAGGGGCACUGGGUCAUCCUUCAGAACAUCCACCUGGUGGCCAAGUGGCUGAGUUCCCUGGAGAAGAAGCUGGAGCAGCACAGCAAGGGCAGCCACCGGGACUUCCGUGUCUUCAUCAGUGCAGAGCCAGCACCUUCCCCUGAGAGCCACAUCAUUCCCCAGGGCAUCCUGGAGAACUCCAUCAAGAUCACCAACGAGGCCCCCACUGGGAUGCAGGCAAACCUGCACGGAGCCCUCGACAACUUCAGCCAGGACACCCUGGAGAUGUGCAGCCACGAGAAGGAGUUCAAGAGCAUCCUGUUUGCCCUGUGCUAUUUCCACGCCGUGGUGGCAGAGAGGCGCAAGUUCGGCCCCCAGGGCUGGAACUGCCCCUACCCCUUCAACAGCGGGGACCUGACCAUCUCUGUGAGUGUGCUGCACAACUACCUGCAGGACAGCUCCAAGGUCCCCUAUGAUGACCUGCGCUACCUCGUGGGUGAGAUCAUGUAUGGAGGUCACAUCACAGAUGACUGGGACAGGAGGCUUUGCAAAACCUAUUUGGAAGAAUUUAUUAAGCCAGAAAUGCUGGAGGGAGAACUCCUCCUUGCUCCAGGAUUCCCCCUCCCAGGGAACAUGGACUACAAUGGCUAUCACCAGUACAUCGAUGAAGCCCUGCCCCCGGAGUCUCCCUACCUGUAUGGGCUCCACCCCAACGCCGAGCUGGGCUUCCUGACGCGGAGCUCGGAGCAGCUCCUGCGAACGCUGCUGGAGCUGCAGCCCCGGGACAGCAGCGCUGGAGAAGGAGGAGUGGGGACCAGGGAGGAAACGGUGAACGACCUUCUGGAGGAGAUGUUGGAGAAGCUGAGUGAGGAGUUUAACGUGGCAGAGCUGAUGGCCAGGGUGGAGCAGAGGACUCCUUACGCCGUGGUGGCCCUGCAGGAGUGCGAGCGCAUGAACGUCCUCACCGGGGAGAUCAAACGCUCGCUGCGGGAACUGGAGCUGGGCCUGAAGGGAGAGCUGACCAUGACCAGUGACAUGGAGAGCCUGCAGAAUGCCCUCUUCCUGGACAUGGUGCCCGAGUCCUGGGGCAGGAGGUCUUACCCUUCCACAGCCAGCCUGGGCACGUGGUUCACCGACCUCCUCGCCCGCAUCAGCGAGCUGGACACCUGGACUGGAGACUUCUCCUUGCCCUCCACCGUGUGGCUCGGUGGGUUCUUCAACCCCCAGUCCAUCCUGACAGCCAUCAUGCAGACCACAGCCCGCAAGAACAAGUGGCCUUUGGACAGGAUGGCCCUGCAGUGUGAUGUGACCAAGAAGAGCAGAGAGGAUUUUGCCAGCCCCCCUCGGGAAGGGGCCUAUGUGCAUGGGCUGUUCAUGGAAGGAGCACGAUGGGAUGCACAGGCCGGGCUGAUCACCGAUGCCAGGCUCAAGGAGCUCACCCCAGCCAUGCCUGUCGUGUUCAUCAGGGCCAUCCCUGCUGACAAACAGGAUACCAGGGGCACGUACCCCUGUCCUCUGUACAAAACACGCCAGAGAGGCCCAACUUACGUGUGGACCUUUAACCUUAAAACCAAGGACAGCCCUGCCAAGUGGGUGCUGGCUGGGGUGGCCCUGCUGCUUCAGGUCUAGGGGCACCACCACACCCCUCUGCAAAUCCCAGCAUUGCCUUUCUCAGGCAAUUUAAACAAUGAAAUGCUGAGGUUUAGCCCAAGCUCCAUCUCUCCAGUGUCCCCAGGACUCUCUCUGAGCACUGGGGACAUGGCCUUUACAGAGCCUGUGAGAGGUGACAGAGCUGCAGAGGGACACGUGGAGCAGGCUCGUGGCUGCUGUAAAUCCAGAGCCUGUAAUUCCUGCACUGCUGCACUGGAGCACUGGAAGAUCCCAGCCUGCAGCCUGAUAUUCCACACCUCUGAGAUUAAAUGUAAAUCUAAUUUUUAUUUCUAUUUCAUAUUCCAAAGUAGUUUUAAAAUCAGUGGACUUUUCCAAAACACUCAGAUAGUCCAGUGACUUGUGAAAUUCUCCAGACCUUGUUCUUUACUCUGUUUCUUUGCCAUGUGUGUGAUGUUGAAAGCUGGGAGGUGAGCAGAUAUUGUGGUUAUAAACUGUUUCUUGCUAAUUUUCUAAAUUUUAGAAACACUGAAAAUAGUGUUAAUAUCCAAUAUGCUUAAUGGAAUCAGCAGUAAAAGUACAACACAGGGGUUAUUUUAGAGAAUUUUUCAUGGUCAUAGAGACUUACUGGGUCUGGCUGAGCUGGAGUUCAUUUCCCCCAGCAGCCCUCCCAGUGCUGUACUCUGCACUGGCAGCCAGAAGGGUGUUGAUAACACUCCGGUGUUUUGGCUCCCACUGAGCAUCAGCACUGCAACGUUCCUUCCUCCUUCAAAGGAAGGUGCUGGGAGGGGACACAGCCAGGCCAACUGCCCCAAACUGGCCAAAGGGAUGUUCCAGACCCUGUGAUGUCAGCUCAGAUAUAAAAGCUGAGGCAGGAGCAGGAAGGGGGGCAUUCAUUGUCUCUCAGGUCCCGUGAGCUGCAGCCCUGCUGAUGGGGAGCGCCCAUCGCUGCUCGUGGGGAGCAGGGAACAAACCCUGUCAUCUUCUGCUUUGCUUUUGUGCACACAGACCUCUGCUCUGCUGUUUGCUUUAAAUAAACUGCCUUGUCCCAACCCACCAGGUGUUUUCCCACCUUACUCUCUGCCCUGUCCUGCUGGGAAUGGGGGUGAUGGAGCGGCUGGGUGAGCACCCGGUGUCCAGCCAAGGAAACCACCACAGCCCAGCGUGGGGUGAGAUAAAGGCAGUUGUGUAUUUUUUUUUUUUUUUUUUUUUCAUGCUAUAGUAAUAGUAGCUAUUGAAUAGCAAGCUCCUGUGCAGGACACGGAGUUUGCUGGCUGCACUGCUUAUCACUUUAUUUUGCUAAGUUUUGGGAACAUACUGAUCUAACAAUGCUUUGCAUUUACACUAAUGGCCUUGCUGUGCUUGGGGAGGUGUCUUCUGGGGAGCUAUCUGGGAACAAUGGAGAAAUACACCCUUCCCCCCCUGCCUGGCAUUGGUAUAAAUGGCUUUAGAAUGAAGUCUGCUGCACCCCUGGCUAAUCCUUAUGGGAGCUGUUUGGAAAUGUUACUGUCACUAACUAAUACUGUCAGCACAUUACAGAGUUCUUGGAAUCUGGUGUUAUCCUGGUGUAGGAGAAAACAUACUUUAGGUGAUGAUACAUUGGGGUGUGCCCUGAGGUGCCCAGUUGCUGGGUGGCAGGGUGUGUGGAAGGACCUGGGCAGAUUCCCAGGGCAUUUGACACCUCCCAUUCCCUGGGACUUCACACCUGAACAGGUAUUUGACCCCAGCAAACUGGCACAUCACCUGAUGGAAGGGUGCCUUGCCUACCCCAAUCACAACCAGCAGCUUCUUGCUCUGUACUGGGGCCUGGCCUGUGCUUGUCCAGCCACAGUUCAAUGUUCUCAGAAGACUGUGGUGGAGGCAGGGACCCAAACUGCAAUAGAGGACACUGUGGGUGAGGUGGGGACUGAAACCACCACAACAACAGUCAUUGUGAAAAAGAAGAAAUGGAUGAGGCAAGCAACAGGUCCAUAGCAGUGAUUAGUAAGGGAGGAACAGGAGGAAGAGGAAGAAGAAGAAGGAGUAGAAGGAGGGGAGGGGGCAGAUAAAAAAGCUGGUCCUUCAACAGAGGUCCUUCAUCAGACAAAUCAAAGAGGGAUCUGAGGUUACCCAGUCCCUGACUCCUCAGAACUCCUGGACUUGCAGAAGGAUCACAGCCACCAUCGAUGCUGGGACAACAGGGCUGACAGUCAACAACUGCAAGGUCAUGAAGCCCAACAGCUGGGAUCCCUUGCCAGAGAUGGCAACACUGAAAGAGGAGUAGGAAAGGAGAGAACAAUUUGCAGUCUUUGGAGAUGGCUGCUCUCAGGCAGGGAAAGGUAUCCAUUCAAGGAAGAUCUAAUGAGCUCCCCAAGGAAGUGGGCCACUGCAGAUGAAGGUGUCCAGUACCUGAGAGAAUUAGCAGUGCUGGAAAUCAUCUGUAGUACCCUAAAAAGGGAUGACACCCCAAAAUACCCAGAGGAUGUUUCUUGCACGCUGGCCAUGUGGAGGAAGGUGGUUGAAAGCGCCCCUGUAUCAUAUUCCGACAGUCUGGUGACAUUGUACUACCCAAAGAUGGAUCCACCAACUGUAGAGGAUGCUCGUGGGAAGUGGAGAAUAAACUGUGUUCUCUUUG